Molecule: messenger RNA, 1112 nt
Organism: Eurypyga helias (sunbittern)
Lineage: Eukaryota; Metazoa; Chordata; Aves; Eurypygiformes; Eurypygidae
Product: disintegrin and metalloproteinase domain-containing protein 12-like
Exons: 9
Source: RefSeq, a predicted model, not a curated record
GUGCGAAACCUGCUCCUGGGAUCUGCUUUGAGAGAGUCAAUUCUGCAGGUGAUCCUUACGGCAACUGUGGGAAAGACUCCAAGAGCUCCUUUGCGAAAUGUGAACCCAGAGAUGCUAAAUGUGGAAAAAUUCAGUGUCAAGGGGGAGCGAAUCGACCUGUAAUUGGUACCAAUGCUGUUUCCAUAGAAACUAAUAUCCCGCUUCAAGAAGGUGGCAAGAUUCUGUGUCGUGGUACCCACGUGUACUUGGGUGAUGAUAUGCCCGAUCCCGGUCUUGUGCUGUCAGGAACCAAGUGUGAAGAUGGAAAAAUUUGCCUUAAUCGCCGGUGCCAGAAUACAAGCGUUUUUGGUGUCGAUAAAUGUGCAACCAAGUGCCAUGGACGUGGGGUCUGCAACAAUAAAAAGAACUGUCACUGCGAGGCCGACUGGGCCCCCCCUUACUGUGACAAGCCAGGCUUCGGUGGCAGCGUGGACAGCGGGCCGAUUAGGCAAGCGGAUAAUAAGAGUUUAACCAUAGGAGUGUUGAUAACCACUCUGUGCCUCAUCUUUGCUGGAUCAGUCAUGUACCUGAAAAGGAAGACUUUCAUGAGGUGGUUGUUUACAAGUAAGAAGACAACAAUAGAGAAACUAAGGUCUGUGACUCCAGCGAGACCUUCCAGCUCACCUGAGCCUAACCACGUCCAUACCACGUCUCUCAGUAAAAACCUCAUCACAAAGCCACAAAAUACGAACAUACAGAAAAGAGAUGGUCCACGGAGGCCGCUGCCCUAUCAGAUCAUCGACAUCAGUAACCCCGUGAAGACCCACGAUUUGCCACCAUUAAAAACACCGCAGCGAGUCCUGCCACCCCUGCCCCAGCUGCCGUGUCACCACGCUGGGCCUGAACGACCCUUGCCAGCAACCCCUUCGCCGAGGUUCGCCCGGGAAAACCACAAACCAAACCCUCCUCGCAAGCCCCUGCCGGCCGACCCUCUGACCAAGGCGCGCUGCAGCAGCACGUGCCCAGCAGCGCCCGGGCACGCCAGAGCUCUGCCUCACGUCACUCCCGCCAGACCUGCUCCGAAGCAUCCGCCACAGGUAUCCCGGUCCCGCAACGCCGCUGAUGCGAACUGA